Molecule: messenger RNA, 215 nt
Organism: Paramecium octaurelia
Lineage: Eukaryota; Ciliophora; Oligohymenophorea; Peniculida; Parameciidae
Source: the annotation of a GenBank genome assembly
AUGUAACAGAUAUUAUUGAAUAAUUUUUGGGGAGGAGAGGAGUGGGUAAUCUAAUCAACGAUGACUCUAUCUAUUUGAAUAAUACGAAAAGAGUCUUCGGUUAGAUUAUUAAUAAAUGUAGUCAUAUUAAUAAUUAUUAGUUUUUAUUAAUUCUUGCAGUUGGUUUAAUAUAAUUUAAAUAAUAAAACAUUAAGGAUGAACAUUUUUAAUAUUGA